Trichogramma pretiosum is the source of this 2118-nucleotide messenger RNA. Its product is annotated as long-chain-fatty-acid--CoA ligase 1. The record is from RefSeq and is a predicted model, not a curated record. Gene Ontology annotation, cellular component: membrane; endoplasmic reticulum. Gene Ontology annotation, biological process: long-chain fatty acid metabolic process. Bases 136 to 2118 code for a protein of 660 amino acids. The transcript is spliced from 8 exons. Gene Ontology annotation, molecular function: long-chain fatty acid-CoA ligase activity. NCBI's taxonomy places the organism in Eukaryota, Metazoa, Arthropoda, Insecta, Hymenoptera, Trichogrammatidae.
UCUAAUAACUCUCUCUGUAACUUACUUCUAUUUAUUUAACAAAGUGCAUAUUAUUAUUGUAUCUUAAUUAUUUAUACAAUUUCGAGUUCUUUCUUCAUAAUUUAAAGCUGGAAGAGUGUGUAAAUUUAAUACAACAUGAAUGGUUGUAUAUUUCAAGAAUCUAUUAGGGUUCCAAUUGAUAUUAACGAACAGUCUACUUUGUUAAAGACAUCAGAGCCGAUACGUGUUUCUAAAUUUUAUACUGAAAGCAAGCAUGGAAAAUUUAUCAGUUAUUUAUAUGAAGAUACAAAAACCCUCUAUGAUGCUUUUCGUAAAGGUGCGAAAGAAUCAAAUAAUGGUCGAUGUCUUGGUUGGAGAAAUGGACCUAAUGAACCCUAUCAAUGGUUGCACUAUAAUGAGACUCUUCUAAGGGCUAAUAAUUUCGGUUCUGGUCUUAUUUCUCUUGGUCUCUCACCUCUUAAUCACUCAUUUGUUGGGAUUCACAGUCGAAAUUGUAUAGAAUGGAUUUUAACAGAACAAGCUUGUUAUUCAUACUCUUUAGUGCUUGUUCCUUUAAAUGACAUGCUUGGAAUAGAGGCUAGUGCGUUCAUUAUAAGCCAAGCUGAAAUCAAUAUAAUGGUGUGUGAGGACGAUACUAAAUGUAAUGCCAUAUUAGAAAAAGCACCAAGGUGUUUACAAAAAAUAAUAGUUAUUCGUGAAACGACAAACAUUACUAAACGUAAAGCAAAACGAAAAGGCAUCGAAUUAAUUAAAUUUUCAGAUGUUGAACAGCUUGGUACGCGUGAAAAUUACUCUGAAAUACCUCCGAAACCUAAUGAUUUAUGCACAGUUUGUUACACGCUAGGAACCACAGGUAAUCCAAAAGGCGUGAUGCUUACUCAUAAGAAUAUCAUUUCAAGCAUUAGCGCAGUUUUACUUCAAUUAGGUGAAUACAAGCCAUCAAGUAAAGAUACAAUGUUAAGCUUUUUGCCCUUAGCUCAUAUGUUAGAACGAUGUAGCGUCAAUGGAAUGUUUAUGGUCGGCGGAUCAGUUGGUUUUUAUGGUGGUAAUAUGAAACAACUAUCAGAAGAUAUGAAAGCAUUAAAGCCAACCAUUUUAAUUACUGUGCCAAGAUUUCUUAAUAGAAUGUUUAACGAGGUUCGAUUACAGUUGAAUAAUUCUCUUUUAAAGCGUACGAUUUACAAUUUGGCCUUAAGAGCAAAAGAAAAUGACUUAAAAAAAUGCAUAAUAAGGAAAAAUUCUUUGUGGGAUUGGCUUAUUUUUAAAAAAAUACAAAAAAAUAUCGGCAAUAAUUUACGUUUAAUGCUUGUUGGAUCAGCUCCUUUAGCAGGAAACAUUCUCACUUUUGCUAGAUGUGCUCUGGGAUGUUUGAUUGUAGAGGGAUAUGGGCAAACUGAAUGCUCUUCUCCUAUAACAUUAACUGUACAAGGAGAUACUUCGACAGAUCAUGUUGGGCCACCAAUUGCUAGCUGUUGCAUAAAACUAGUAGAUGUACCUGAAAUGGAGUACUUUUCUAUUAACAACCAGGGUGAAAUUUGUGUUAAGGGAGUGAACGUUUUUAUAGGGUACUUUAAAGACCCUGAAAAAACUGCUGAAACUAUCGAUGCCUUAGGAUGGCAUCAUACAGGAGAUAUUGGAAUGUGGCUUAACAAUGGAACAUUAAAAAUAAUUGACCGUAAAAAACAUAGUUUUAAACUUUCACAAGGGGAAUAUAUUUUGCCUGAAAAAAUAGAAAAUACGUAUUUGAAAAGUCAAUACGUUCAUCAAAUUUUCGUACACGGAGAAUCAUUGAAAUCAUUCAUAGUUGCUAUAGUCGUUCCAAACGUUGAUGUGCUCAAAACUUGGGCGGCAACUAAUAAUAUAAAUGGCACAUUGAGCGUUCUUUGUUCAAGAGUAGAAAUAAAAAAGCUCAUACUAGAUGAUAUUCUAUUGCAAGGAUCGAAUGAUAAACUGAAACCAUUUGAACAGGUAAAAGAUAUAUAUCUACACCCUGAUCCAUUCUCGGUCCAAAAUGGUCUUUUAACAACUGCACAUAAAAUGAAAAGACUUCAACUCAGAGCUUAUUUCAAACCACAGCUUGAAGAUCUUUAUCAACAAUCAAAAAAAGAAAGUCAUUGA